AUCGAGAGAAUCAAUUAUUCGUAAAUGAUCAAUCAAAUGGAGACGGAGAUUGGUUUUUCUGGAGAAUCAGAGAUUGCGUUUUCGGAAACGGAGAUGGAGGCGGCGGAGCAGCUAGUGCAGCUGAGCGAAGAGGAUACGUUUAGCUGUAGCAGCGGCGGCACCGGCUGGAGCGUUUCCGGUUACGACGGUUGUGAAUGGAAAGGACAAGGCAAUAAUACUAAGAGACAAGAAGAUGUUAGUUCGAAGGUUAGAGAUCAUAUUGUCGGAAAGGAGCAAAACGACGGCGUGUGUAGGAAUAAGAACGUUACGAACGGACAGAGUUUUAUGAAGACGAUCAUGGAGACGAAGACAAGGAUAAAUAAGAAGAAGAAGUUUCGGUCUCUCACGAGCAUCUACCGAGCGACGAAGGAGAUGACGAGAGAUUAGUUGAUUAGUCGAAGGAAUGAUGGAUAAUUAUGUUUUAAUGACGUUUGUUAAAAGCGUGUGUUAAUUACUACAGUAUAUGUCAUCGUUUUCAAUGGUUUUGUAUGUAAUAUAGUAGUAUCUAUAUUAGCGUUGAACCGGGAGAAGGUGCUAGAAGAAUUGUGAAGCUUUGCAAUAAUUUUAACAGAAAUUU
Molecule: messenger RNA, 616 nt
Organism: Arabidopsis arenosa
Lineage: Eukaryota; Viridiplantae; Streptophyta; Magnoliopsida; Brassicales; Brassicaceae
Source: the annotation of a GenBank genome assembly